GUCACUCGCGUCGCGCUGAUAUUUGCGUCAUUGCUGCUUCCCAGGUUUUAGCAAGAUGGCGGCGAGGGCACCGGUUGCAGCCACGGGCCGUUUUAUGGACACCUUGUGCAAGUGGUAUUAUGGCCUCGCAGGAUUCAACAAGCUAGGUUUAAUGCGUGAUGACACCAUAUACGAAGACCCUGAAGUACAAGAGGCAAUCAAGAGGCUGCCACCCAAGCUGUAUGAUGAUCGAGUCUUCCGCAUCAAGAGAGCCCUGGACCUGGAUAUGAAGAAAUCAAUCCUCCCAAAGGAACAGUGGACAAAAUAUGAAGAGGACUUUCCUUAUCUGCAGCCAUACCUGAAGGAAGUAUUGCGUGAGAAGAAAGAGCAGGCAGAAUGGAGUAAGAAAUGACGUGGCCGUCCCUGCUCAGAGAUUUUUCUACUAUUUAUCCCUCAUGUCCACAGUGGUGGAUUGGACCUUCUAACUUCUCGUGCCGGUCUCUCUACUAAAAUGCAGCCAAUAAAGAAACCGUUUCAAUCAUUA
Molecule: messenger RNA, 523 nt
Organism: Bufo gargarizans (Asiatic toad)
Lineage: Eukaryota; Metazoa; Chordata; Amphibia; Anura; Bufonidae
Product: cytochrome b-c1 complex subunit 7
Biological process (GO): mitochondrial electron transport, ubiquinol to cytochrome c
Source: RefSeq, a predicted model, not a curated record